Molecule: messenger RNA, 1134 nt
Organism: Mytilus trossulus (common blue mussel)
Lineage: Eukaryota; Metazoa; Mollusca; Bivalvia; Mytilida; Mytilidae
Exons: 4
Coding region: 83-508 (141 amino acids)
Source: RefSeq, a predicted model, not a curated record
ACUUUAUACCGGAUUUUAUUUUCCUAUCGUCAUUAUUCUUCCUGUUGCACACUGAUUUCUGCAUUUAUUCAGGGUGAACACGAUGGAUACAAAGUUGUAUUUUAUUUGUACAUUGCUUUUUGCAUGCUGCAGUUUGAAUGUACCAAGUGUUGAAGCAGGAGAAUGUUGCAAUUCAUACGAUGAUGUACUGUUCAAUGAGCAUCCAGCACAGUACUGCCCUGAUUAUUGUUGUGGUACCCGGCUGGCAAAGCUUUUCUGCUGUAGUAAUGAAGCUUUACGAACAGGGGAAGAUAACAGAGACGACUUCUGUAUGGACUGGUUUGGAAAUCACUUCUACGUCCCAAUUAUUGUUGUUGUAUUGAUCAUUGCUUUAGUGACCUGUUGCUGUUGUGCAUGCCGCAGACGUCGCCAAGGGGUUAUAAUCCAAACACAACAACCAGCUACACUAUUGAUACACCAGCAACAAACCACUACACAGGACCCAUAUCGUGCAGGAUACAACCAGUAAUACAUCAAAACCAAAACAGUGUCGUGCACUUUUUUUUUUUAUAUAUUUUUUCUUUGCAACAGAAGCAAGCAGCAUGCGUGCUGCUUCCGUCAACGCCGUCAUUUUAUAAUUCAUUAGCUUUCUAAAGUUUGUUAUUAGUGAAUUGUUUAAAGGUAUGUAAGAAUGGUAGGUCAUAAGAAUUUUGAUGCAUGUAAAUAAGCAUAAGAAUAUCUCAUUUUGUCCCUUUUUCGAAGAAAAUCCACGUGGUUCAAAUAAGCCAGUUAUUUAAGCAUUGACACUUUUUUUUUUUAUAUAGAGAUGUUUGACCUAAUCCGCUAAAUCAUUAUUCCAUUGACAUUUUUUUUUAGAGUUAAAGUAUUUCAUUUAAUUUGUUGCAUUUGCAUUGUACUAUCGGAAAAACAUGCAGGAUAGACAUAUUUCUAUGUCAAUAGUUUAUGUAUAGAAAUACCGUUUAUAAAAAUGGCUUAUGUGUAAUACAGUGUUAAAAAGAAACUAACUGCUUGUUUAAGUAUGUAUUAAUAUAUGUUUUUGUUUUAAUUUUCACGUUUGCUUGCACCAUGUUAUCCCUUUUUUUAGUUUUAAACUCUGCUGUAGUAUUUAAGUUCAAAUUAAAGUUUUUUAAUAUA